Molecule: messenger RNA, 2094 nt
Organism: Malassezia sympodialis ATCC 42132
Lineage: Eukaryota; Fungi; Basidiomycota; Malasseziomycetes; Malasseziales; Malasseziaceae
Gene: HSC82
Product: Cytoplasmic chaperone of the Hsp90 family
Biological process (GO): protein folding
Molecular function (GO): ATP binding; ATP hydrolysis activity; ATP-dependent protein folding chaperone
Source: RefSeq, a predicted model, not a curated record
AUGGCUGAGAAGCAGGAGACGUUCGGCUUUGCCGCCGACAUUAGCCAGCUGCUGGACCUUAUUAUCAACACUUUCUACAGUAACAAGGAGAUCUUCCUUCGUGAGCUGAUCUCGAACGCUUCGGAUGCUCUGGACAAGGUCCGCUACCAGGCUCUGACCGACCCGAGCGUGCUGGAGUCGGAGAAGGAGCUGUACAUUCGCAUCACUCCCGACAAGGAGAACAAGGUGCUUUCUAUUCGUGACACCGGUAUUGGUAUGACCAAGGCCGACCUCGUGAACAACAUUGGUACCAUUGCCAAGUCUGGUACCAAGGCAUUUAUGGAGGCGCUGAGCUCGGGUGCCGACAUUAGCAUGAUCGGUCAGUUCGGUGUCGGUUUCUACUCGGCCUACCUGGUAGCCGAGAAGGUUCAGAUCAUCACCAAGAACAACGAUGAUGAACAGUACAUCUGGGAGAGUGCCGCCGGUGGCACGUUUACGAUUACUCCCGACACCAGUGGUCGUUCUAUCGGCCGUGGUACCGAGUUGCGUUUGUUCAUGAAGGACGACCAGCUGGAGUACCUCGAGGAGAAGCGCAUUAAGGAUAUUGUCAAGAAGCACUCGGAGUUUAUCUCGUACCCGAUUCAGCUCGUUGUUACUAAGGAGGUUGAGAAGGAGGUCGAGGAGCCUGAGGCUGAGACUGCGGAUGACGACAAGAAGCCCAAGAUCGAGGAGGUCGACGACGAGUCGGCUGAGAAGAAGAAGAAGAAGGUGAAGGAGACUGUCACCGAAAACGAGGAACUGAACAAGACCAAGCCGAUCUGGACUCGCGACCCCAAGACGAUCGAGAAUGAGGAGUACGCUUCGUUCUAUAAGAGCCUCACCAAUGACUGGGAGGACCACCUCGCUGUGAAGCACUUCUCUGUUGAGGGUCAGCUUGAGUUUAAGGCCCUGCUCUACAUUCCCAAGCGCGCUCCUUUCGACAUGUUCGAGUCGAAGAAGAAGCGUAACAACAUUAAGCUCUAUGUGCGCCGUGUGUUCAUUACCGACGACUGCGAGGAGCUCAUCCCUGAGUACCUGAACUUUGUGAAGGGUGUGGUUGACUCGGAGGACCUGCCUCUUAACAUUUCGCGUGAGACGCUCCAGCAGAACAAGAUCCUGAAGGUCAUUCGCAAGAACAUUGUGAAGAAGACUCUGGAGAUGAUCUCGGAGGUGGCCGAGGACAAGGAGAACUUUGGUAAGUUCUACGAGGCCUUUGGCAAGAACAUCAAGCUGGGUAUCCAUGAGGACGCCACGAACCGUGCUAAGCUGGCGGAGUUCUUGCGCUUCUACUCGACCAAGAGCGGCGAUGAGAUGACAAGCCUGGCUGACUACAUCACUCGCAUGCCAGAGAUCCAGAAGAACAUUUACUUCCUGACCGGUGAGAGUCUGGCCGCUGUGCGCGACUCGCCGUUCCUGGAGGUGCUGAAGAAGAAGGGCUUUGAGGUGUUGCUCAUGGUGGACCCCAUUGAUGAGUACGCGGUGACUCAACUCAAGGAGUUUGAGGGCAAGAAGCUUGUGUCGGUGUCGAAGGAGGGCCUGGAGCUCGAGGAGACCGACGAGGAAAAGAAGGAGCGUGAGGAGGAGGCGAAGAAGUUCGAAGACCUCACAAAGUCGAUCAAGGACAUUCUCGGUGACAAGGUCGAGAAGGUGACGGUGUCGAACCGCAUUGUUGGUUCGCCCUGCGUUCUGGUCACUGGUCAGUUUGGCUGGUCGGCGAACAUGGAGCGUAUUAUGAAGGCGCAGGCUCUGCGUGACACGUCGAUGUCGCAAUACAUGGCCUCGAAGAAGACCAUGGAGAUUAACCCUCGCAAUGCGAUCAUCAAGGAGCUUGCUGCAAAGGUGGCCAACGACAAGAACGACCCGACGGUUCGUGACUUGACGAUGCUCCUUUACGAGAGCUCGCUCCUUACAUCGGGCUUUUCGCUGGAGCAGCCCCAGGACUUUGCCAACCGUCUCUUCAAGCUCAUUAGCCUGGGUCUCUCGAUUGACGAUGUGGAUAUGGAUGAGGCUCAGCCCGCUGAGGACGCGAAGGCAGAGGAGCCUGCGGCUGAGUCGGCCAUGGAGUCUAUCGACUAA